Molecule: messenger RNA, 219 nt
Organism: Lachancea lanzarotensis
Lineage: Eukaryota; Fungi; Ascomycota; Saccharomycetes; Saccharomycetales; Saccharomycetaceae
Gene: TFB5
Product: LALA0S07e01156g1_1
Exons: 1
Coding region: 1-219 (72 amino acids)
Biological process (GO): nucleotide-excision repair; nucleotide-excision repair, preincision complex assembly; transcription by RNA polymerase II
Cellular component (GO): transcription factor TFIIH core complex; transcription factor TFIIH holo complex
Source: RefSeq, a predicted model, not a curated record
AUGCCCAGAGCUAGGAAAGGUGCACUAAUACAGUGCGAUCCGUCUAUAAGAGCCCUGAUUUUGCAGAUGGACACUGACAGAAAUAACAUCAUUCUAGAGGAAUUAGACGAUACACACCUAUUGGUAGAUCCAGCGAAAGUUGAGUUCAUCAAAGCUGAGCUGAACAGAUUAAUGUCACAAAAUAUUUACGACGCGAUGGACGAAGAAGAAGAGCCUUGA